AACAGAUGAGUCUUUCUCCAGACGGAUCGACAGUGUGCACGCGGGGGCAUUAGAGUGUUGGGAAAUUAAACUCCAAGUGACCUUUUGGGCAAUUUGUCUCGGGAGUUGCGUGAUGAAUGAUUCCCUUUCUUGCAAUUUAAUGGUGCUGCAAUUGUUGUGGAUCUGAAGGGGAGGGAGUCGUUGCCUAAUCGCCUGCUCUUUGUCGUCAUUUGCUCAAACACAAGAAUGUCGUGCAAUGUGUGUGACUUUGAGGUAUAUCACGGGCUGUCGAACAUUUUCAGCUAGUCAAUACCUCCGGACACUCGCGAUUGGAAGCACCUCGUCAUUCUUUCACCUGACGUGACAAUUUAUUUUUUUUCUGCCCCAUCGACCUGAUAUAGAGUGCUUAUACCCGUUUCGCCAGCUGUUCAGUGCGCGGAGAUUUUGUGAUAAACACCCUCAUCCGGAUUGACAAUCCAUAGAGAGUGCGCUGAGAGACAAGAAAACUGUGAUCCCUUUUGUCGUGCUGGAAAAUCACUCAAGCUGCCCAGGAGUGCAAUCUUGCCGUGAUUGCCACCAUAGAGAUUUUGUGAAAGUGUUUUAAUGCCACGCGAUAGCCGAGACUGGAAGUCUUGGAGUGUUUCAUAACAAAUCUCUCGCCAAAGAGACACACAGCGAGUGAGGCUGAAAGUGAACAAUCAGAGAGACGGAGUCUCGCGUGAGGAAAGAGCCAUUUCUUGGGUUAACCUUCAGUGGAGAGAGAGACAGUCUUGCGUGGGCGUUUUUGGAGAAUCCAGAAGCGACUAUCGAUUGCUCAUCGCCCGUCCACGUGGUCGAGGAGGAUUUUGCGCGCGCAAUUUUGCCCAGACUCUGCUUGGCGCGAAAUCAUUCAGCUGUGAUUGCAUCAAAGCAUAAAUAUUAGCGAAAAGAAUUCCCAACCAUGUUGACUGACUUUGAUGAAAUGCCCGCCAUCAAACUGGGCGAAUACACACUGACUUUCGAGCUGGAUCCUCUAGGGCCAGUGGGUCAGAGUAUUGCAGAGAGAGAACUGCGGGAGACACCGGAGAGACAGCAAAAAGCCACCGAAGAGCUUCGCACUUUACUUAAAGAGGAAAAAGACUUGGUGCUGCCGCUGGACAAUGAUGGUUGGCUCAUCAGGUUCUUAAGGCCGUGUAAAUACUACCCGGAAAGUGCCAGAAACCUUGUGAAGAGCUACUACGGGUUUAAGGUGAAGCAUAAGGAUCUCUACGAUGGACUGGUGCCAUCGAAGGAGGCCAACAUCUUCAAGCACAACAUCAUCACGGUGUUCCCCAACCGCGACCAGCUCGGCCGGCGAAUCCUGCUGCUGGAGCUGGGCAAGCGGUGGAAGCACAAGGAGGUGAACCUCGAUGAGGUCUUCAAGGGCUGUGUGCUGUUCAUGGAGGCCGCCAUGGUGGAGCCCGAGACGCAGGUGCACGGCGCAGUGGUCAUCUUCGACAUGGACGGAUUGUCUCUGCAGCAGACGUGGCAGUUCACACCACCGUUCGCCAAGAGGAUUGUCGAUUGGCUGCAGGAAUCUGUUCCUUUACGAGUGAAAGGAAUUCACAUCAUCAACCAACCCAAGCUCUUCAACAUCGUCUUCGCGCUCUUCAAGCCCUUCCUCAAGGAGAAGCUGCGCAACAGGAUCUACUUCCACGGCUCAGAUCGCGACUCGCUGCACAACCACAUCUCGCCCAAGUGCCUGCCGCCCGCGUACGGGGGCACCAUCGAGAUGCCCCGCGUCACGGGCGAUCAGUGGUACCAGCUCCUGCUCAAGUGCGACCAGGAGUUCUGCGCGAUCAACAGCUACGGCUUCAAGCAUCUUAUCGCCAAGUGAGCUCAUCACUUCUUUCGCUGUACAAUAAACUCUAGUUGUAAUAAAGGGUAUUAGAAUUUACGGACUUGCCGCAGAAUCUGCUGAAAGGUUUGCAUUUUCACUCUCAGUCGCGUCUCGCAUCUACAAACCUGUCCUGCAAAGUGUUGACUCUUCGCGCAAGUAAAUUACAACUUACUUCUGCAGCAACCCGAUGAUUAUCUCAUUAUGGAAAAAUAAAGAAAACCUCCACGAACAGGUCAAUAGCUAAUCUCCGGGUUCUUUCCAUUUCUCCGAAUGCAAUUCGGUUGUUAAUUAAUUUUGGGAACGCGAUAAUUAUUUCCUGGUUUUUUUUCUCCCCCGAGUGAACUCUGGAGAUUUGAUAAUGGGGGAGUAUUUUUUCGACUUCGUGUCUGCCUUCCAGAGUUCAUUAUUUCGCCUUUCUUGCUUCCAACUGAUAACUAACUCAGUGCUUUUGAUUGCAUUUUUUCUCUCUUGUGUGCUGUUAAUUAAUCCAUAAAUGAUCUAAAAUGGGGUCAUUGAUUUUUCAUCACUGAAAAAUUCAUAGUUGAUUCUUGAGUGAAGCUAUGCAAGUGUUUUUUGAACAAUUGUACAGUUUUCACGUGUUUCGAGAUGUGUCUUGGCUCAGCAAUUGCGCUCUCAUGUGUUGAAGAGGAAAGACUAUUGGGGCUAAACACAGUUAAAUAGCGUUAUAAUAGAGUAGUUGAAAUGAGUUUAAACAUCGCCAAAUCGGGCUUUGGAGAGACAGAUUCACUCAGAUUACAUCAGAACCGGUUGUGAUUUUCAAUAUUACAUGAAUAUUUAUCAAAUGGCAUUUAAAUUCAGGCGGAUUCAUCAGAAUCAAAGCGUGGGAUCUUCACAGUCAGUAACGAAACACAGUCAAAAGCAGCAUAAAAGUGUGUGAAGUUGAAAAACCAAAAGAAAGGUAAUGAAAAGCAGUAUUUUUUGUAGUUCUUUAUUACUUUUAUUUUCUUGCAUUCAAUAAUAUAUCAGGAAAUACAUACAUAUAUUGAUAAAAUAUCGAUUAAGCAGCAAAAAUUGUAAUUUUGUAUAAUAUAUGUAUAUAUAUGUAUGAUGUAUAUAUGUAUAUAAUAAAUAUAAUGUAUAAUCCAUAAAACCCUGAUCAAAAAAUUUCAGGCGUUUUACAUUUUUUUCUUACUUUUUGAAUAUUCUUUUUUUUUCAUCCAUCCUCUUUCUCUUCUCAUUAAACUUUUAUGAUUAUUACUUUUUUUCAACACUUGUAAAUUCUAAAUUUUAAUCAUUCGCCAGGUGUUAUGUUGUAAGGUGUGUAUGAAAAAACCACUUAAAAUUGCGAUCAAAAAACAUCCUCAUAUGAAGACAAAAUUUUCAAUAUCUCUAAAAUAUUUUUUUUGUGAUGGUUUCUCAUCAUUUUUUUUCCACUCCACAUUUCCAUUUCCUCACUAAGAUUUUUUUUUCUUCUUUAUAUUUAGUGGUGUUUUCAAGGGUGUUUUUUCAUCUAUCAAUAUUUUCAUCGUUCUCAUUUAUGAUUUACUAGAUAAUUAUUAAUUUCAAUCAAGUGUGAGAAUAAAUGUUCUGUUAGAGACUUUUUCAGCUACGUGGCUUCUACUUAAGGUUUUACAUACAAUAAAUACGUAUUUUUAUUUUUAUUUUUUUUUCAUUAAAAUUGUGUUUUCUCGCCCUUUUCUCACCUUCUCAAGAAUCUAUAUUUUUUCUUUUCUUCUAUGUUUUAUAUAUACUUGAAUCAUGAACAAUAGUUAAUUUAUUAUUAAUUAAAUUCGUUAGACAAAGACGACUAAGACACAAGUAAUGUUUCACGUGUUUUUUUUUUUCUUCGUUUACUCUAUUCCACAAUUCUAUCUUCUCCUCGGAAACAUGGAAAGUCCACUCUAUAUAGUCAAACUGCAAUGCUCCAAAAUCCUCUCUCUAUGUACUCACUAUUAGGGCAGUUAUUUACACAGAUAAUCUUAUGUUUCAUACUGGGAUUCCUUCGAGAAAUGCUCAGGUUUGUGGUAAAUAGUUUUAUUCUUUGAUAGAAGAGUAUAUAAGAUAUUUUUUUCCUUUCUCAAUUACCAACCCUAAUUCCUUAAAUUAUCCCUUCGCCAGAGCCAACGAAAACUGAUAUUUCGCCAUUCUCUCUUCGGGAGGGAAAAUGAUUUUGUGAUAUGUACUUGUGCUCAUUCAUUUCUGCAGUUCCGUCUUAAAGGUGCUUCUGAGGCAUUUUUAGUUCUUCAUCUUCUUUUUCUUUUCUUUUUUUGAUUCAAUAAAUGGUUUUCCAACAAAUGUUGCGUUCUUUUGAAUGACUUAGUCAUACUAAAAGUAACAGAUAAUAAAAAUUAAACAAGUCAAGGCCUAGCAAGUUGGUUUUCUCUCAUUUUUUUUUUGAUAACACACACACGAAUAAAUGAAUAUGUGGCACAGAGUUUCUUCAUAAAUUUUUCUCUUACAAAAGAAAUACCUCUUGAUAUUACAUUUACAAUAACUCUAAAUUAGAAGGUAAAUAAAAACGAGUUUUUUUUAUGAGCAAAUACUUAUCAUUUCUUCUCAUCUUCCAAUUGUUAUGCUACAUUUAUCUUCACUUAAUCUUAUUAUUGUAUAUGCUAUAGCCUAUGCCUUAUCCAAUAAACAGCAAUAACUAUCAAAAAAUAUUAUAGAAUUAUACAUCAACUUGUCAUCUCUAGAAAAAAAAAUAUUCAUAAACACUCUGACGCAUGUUUAGUUCUCUCACUACUCUUCGCUUGAUCAACACCCAAAGUAAAGCAAUAAUAGUUUAUCAUGUUUAAAAGCUAACCGAAGACGAGGUUCAGAACAAGAUCAUUUUCUCUCUCUCUUGCCAAACAUCGUUGAUCGUUACUUAGUAUAUAAAUAAAAAACAAAACUUCAAAAUAUUUGUACUAAAACGCUGACUACGAAAAGGGAAAAAAACAAAGAAUAUAUUGUAAAUAAUAGUAUUACAGAGACACAAAAUUAUGUAAAAUCACCUCUUAGGUUCUGGUUACAGAUAUAAUUCUUUUAAAACGGCGGUUUUGUUACACAUGUUUUGCAAAGUAAAAAUAAAACACAUUUACUGCAAUAUUAUUGUAAUUAAUUAUUAAAAAAAAACACCCUUACUCUUUAAUCCUAGUAUAAAUUGUGGAAUGUAAAGUUGCAAUCUCUUAGCUGAACUAGAUAUUUUAUGUUGUAAAAAAUGUGUAAAGCGACUUGCGUGUUUGUAAAAAGAAACAAAGACUAUAUUCAAAAAAAAAAAUUCGAGAUUCUCAUUAUCAUAAAAUAAACAGGGGUUUUAGGGCAAAAAUUGAAAAAAUAAAAAUAAACACAUAUCGUUUUCAGAUAGGGAAACAUAAAAGUCACAACCAUUUGUGGUUUCCAUUUCAUCUUUUAUCCUCGCAAUUCAUUCCUCGCACUUGUAUUAUAUCAUUCUUCGCAAUAAUCUUCCUCAUCCAAAACAUCUCCAUUUUCUUUUUGUGUAUUUAGUUCUUAAAAAGCUUGAAAGUAUCAUUUUAUUGCUUCUCAAUUUGUUUCCUAUUUUCUCUAUGUUACCUUAAAACUUUCCAUAUUUAAUUGUUUUUUCUUUCUUUAGUCAUUACAAUUUUAGUCACAAAUGGUUCUUCAAAGUGGUCACCAGUUGCAAAGGUAAAUUAAUUUGGUUUACAUUUGAUUAUGUGUGAUUUUUUUUUAGUAAAUAUUCUUUUUUUUUUGUUUUCUUUGAAUCUCACGUGUGACAUUUUCGUUAAAAAUAUCUCUUUUAUCCUUUUGUGAAAAAGAAAAGGUAUAUUUCAUUUAGUGAAAUUUUUCAUUGCUUCUUUUCUCAAUUUUUUUUUGUUGGUUUCAUCUCUAAACAAGUUAACUCAUAAAUCUUUCCAUUUAAGCCCUCAAUAGACUGUUUCCUUAUAAUCUAAUUUAGUGACUUAUUUGUCCAUCUUUCUUUGUCAUCCGUGUCAAUUCGGAAAUAAGCAUCAAUUCCAAAUCUUAGGAAAUCAUCUUCUCUCACUUCUUCACUGCUACUUUGCAAUUGUGACGUAUACAACAAACACCUAAAAAUUUGUUUACGUGGUAAAAUGGAGUGACACAGCUUUCAUUGAAGGAAAUUUUCAUCAAAUAUUCUCUUACAUCAUAAGUGCUAACAUGUAAUCUUAUCAUUUUUUUUCCACCAGUGUAAUAAAUGUUUUCUUUCUAUAUUUUUACCUACAGCAAAGAUUUUCUUCUUUUUUUUGGUACAAUAAAAUUCUCACUUUUUCACUCACUUGCUCCCCAAAUUAAUAAGAUGUUUACGUCUUCGAUUCUCUAAAAUACUAUUACGGCAACACUCAUAUUUCUAUUCUGUGGUCAUGUCAUUAAACGUGAUUCCACCAAGUUUAUUCCAUCAGCUACAUAAUUAUUAAUGCAUGUAAUAAGACAAGGCAUUAAAUUUUUUCAUCAAAAGAUCCUAAAGAAUGACUUCAAAAAUGAAAAGGAUUUUACAUCUUUAGAUAUUUGACCACGUUUAAUUUUUCUUUCUCUCUUCAUUUAUCUUGUAAAUACAUUUUUAUUGAUUUUAUUUUAUUUAGUAUUGUCUUUGCUAGCUGUCAAUAUAGAAUUUUGACCAAUUUCUGAAGAAAGUUCGAGAGAAAUAAAGUGAGAAAGAGAGAGUCACUUUUGUCAGAGAAGAAGGAAAAAAGUUACGAAGCAAAGAGUUUUGAGAAAUAUGAAAUGUGCUUUUUUCCAUUUUAUAGACUUUUCAUGUUUUCACACACAUUAAUGAAAAAAUAUCAUUAAGAAAGUAUAUUUCACAAUGAUUUCCUUACACAGUUUUUUUUUCACUAAAUAUCAUUUAUACUUUAUAAAUAGCAUUUAAUAGGGGAAGACAUAAAAUAUGAGGCGUAUUUUUCGUUAAACAAUUUUUUUUUUGUAAAUAUUUUUGUCAAUUUUUUUUGUUACAAUUGUAUGUAUAUUUGUGCAAUAGCACAUUUAAUUUCUUUCUCUGCUCCCUUCUACUCCAAAUACUCUAAUAGUGUGUAUAGUUUUUAUUAUUAUUCCACAUUUACUUCACUGGUAUUUUUUUUCAUCAUGACUACAUUUGAGAACAUCAAUGUUUUUUUUUAUUUUCUUCCUCUUCAUCUCUUCGCCCAAUGUCAAAUUGUUACAAUUGUUUAGAUACGAAGAAAAAUUUGUGUGUAUCAUUUUUUUUGAGUAAUAUAUAUAUAUAGUUAUUUUUCACAUUACACUUCUCUCUCAUUAUUUUCCGUUAAACUUUCUAAGUGUAUAUAUUAAUAUUUUUUUGGGGCGGGUAAAAAACAAAUAAAAAACAAUGCAGUGUAAAAUUUUGUUAAUAUGGAUGGAAUGACUAUACAAUUCUUUUUUUUAUCAUUACUAUAUUGUUUUUUUUCCUUUCUUCCUCUAUAUAUCUAAGUAUAUAAGACAAUGCAGAAGAAUGCAUAGCAUUUGUGCACCAAUUGGAAUUUUCACUCACGAGGCUCACAAUCAUUUGGCGGAAGGAUUUUCAAGGAAAAAAAAGAGAGAAUACACCAUUGAAGAGAUGUGGGACUUUAGAAAGGGGUUCACAAAUGCCUUUCAUUCUUAAUGCAUUCACAUUAGCAUGUAUAUAAUUGAUAAAAGAUUACUAAAAUAUGUUUUAAUGUAAAAGGUGUGUUGGUGUGAACAACAGUUACACUCUAAAAUGUAAAUUCAUUUAUUUAUUAGCUACACUUCAUCGUCACUCAAUUUAUAUUCUAAUAUAGCCUCAGUGGUCGAGAGAUAUUUUAUGAAAAAAAUUGCAGUUUAAUCGUCCUUUUAGUCAAUAUUGUUGUUUAUCAACGUAAAACAAAGCAUCUUAUCCUCAGUUAUUUUUUUUUGAUCAAUGUCACUAUGCGUUAAUUUUCUGCCUUACAUUAUUCUAUUGCUCAGAAGAGAACCAUAGAAUUACAAUUUUUGCAAGUCCUUACACUAUUGAUUCCUUUUCCAUUGUUUAAUCCUAUUGUCUUCACUCAAAAAAUCUGUAUUUUUUUGGUGUUGAUAGAAUUAUUAUUUUCAUAUAUAAUAGAUUUUGAUUCAUUUCCAUGUCAAAUUCUAUUUUUUUUUCCUUUCUCACUUGUAAUUUUUCACCUUAAAUGUUAUAAAAAUGCAUGGAGAGAAUAUUUCUAUUGUAUAUAAUUCAUAGUUGUUUCAUUUUCCUUAAUAGAUUCUAUAUUAAAAAUAAUGGCAAUUUGGAGUAAUAAUUACUAAUAUUAAAUAGGUAAUUCUUUCAUCAUUCGUUCAUUUCAAUUUUUGUACAUGAAUCUACAGGGUAUGUUUGAAUUCAGUUUCACUUUUCUUUUAGUUAGUAAAAAAAAUUAUAUAUAUCAAAAAUUUUCUAUCACAACAAACCGCAAUUUAAAGUGUUUUUCCUUUUUUUCUCUUGUCAGAAUAACAUUUUUAUUUACCGUGUUCCUUUUUUUCCUCUUUCACCCUCUCUCAUACUCUGCAUUGCGGAGAAAUUGAAAAUUUUCAUAAUGUCUUGUGUAUAUUUUAAAUUACCUCACGUUUUUUUUUUUCAUCUCCAUGUUUAGAAAGAUUUCAUCUUUGUUUCCUUUAGGCUAAAAGUAUUAAAAUUCAAUAGAAGAGUCGUGUGUUUACAGUGCACAAAAUAUUUUUUCUUAUCAUUGUGAUUCUUAAUUGUGGGUUUCAAUCUUAAUAAUUCCAUCAUUCAGGGUUCCAUCGUAAAUAUUACUUUUUUUUUCUUCUUCUUCUUGUCAUUUAAAUAUGGAUGAGCAAUUACAUGUUCAAAAAAUACACAUUUACUCUAUUACAAUAUAUUCGUUUUGAAAAUAUAUAUUUUACAGUACAAAGAGACCAAGUCAGUUUAUUUAAUCCCCUCUUUUUCAUCAAAAUAUUAAUUACCGAUUUCUCAAAACGCGUCUCUUUUCACCGUCAAUAAAUUUAUUAUCCUGUUCAUAAUUCAAAUGUAUAAGAAGGUUCCUUCAUCUCUCCUCUUUUUUUUUCACCACAGAGAAAGAGGUGCUUCAAUAAGUGUUUAAAAAGAAAGUUCUGCCGACUUAUGAUGUUAAGGACACAAAAUAUCCUGAAGAAAAAAACUUAUCACAGGCAUGGUAAAAAUAUUUAAAGUUCUCUCCAAGUGUAUACGUAUUUUUUGCAUCUCUCUUCUUCUGUAUGUUUACUCGAAUAUGAGAAAAAAAGAUAUAUAUAUAUAUUCAUUUCUUGCUCAUUCGUAGACUUUUGCUCUGCAAGAAACAAAUUGUUAUUGUUUAAUUAUAUUAGGCAUAUUAUCAAUUUACUUAAUUCUCUUCACAAUUACUUCUUUCUAUCUUAUUGAAAUUUACAGUGAUUAUUCUCUUAAACAGUUAAAUUAAAUGUCAAAUAAAAACAGCUUAAAAUGAAAAUAAUUGCACUGAAUACAUAGUUUUUUUUUUGUUUAUCAAUAUUACCUCCGGAAACCGUUAAUAUCAUUUUCUCACCUUCUCACCAUCUCUCAAAAUACAAUAAAAAGGGAAGCGUAUUUCGUGAUAUGUCAUUUUGAUCAUUUUAGGAAGUAGGAAAAACAGAUGAUAACAACAUAAAAAAAAACACAAACUAAAAUACUUUCAAGGAGUAUAAAAUACAUGAAGAAAGAAUUCUGUAAAUUUCAAUGAGAUUCGAGACUAAUUCAAAAAUUGCAAGGGCAAAAUAUUUAGCAUUUACGCGGUAACAACUUUUUUUUUUGCUCUUCUUUCUCAAAAUUCUAAAUUUUCCCAAAUAAAAUCUACAAAAACAUGUUUUUUUUGUUUGUCCACAGAUCGUUUCCUAAAUUAAGUAACCGCCAUUACAGUUAAAAAUCUAUUACAUUAUACUCUAGCAUGAUUGAACCUGUUUUUUUUCACUCCCUAACAAUACAUUUCUUUUUUUAUUUUACUUAAACAAACAUUACUCUCUCUUCUUAUGCUCUUCAUUCCAGCUCUCUAAAACCGCUAGGAAAAAGUUUGAUUUUUCAUUGAAUUUUUGUAAUAUUUUUUUUUGGUAAACUCCUUCCUGCUCAUUUAACACUUACUAUAUUAUGUACAUAAGAAAAAUUGUAAAUAUUUUUUUCAUUAUUGCUUAUGUUUAUAUCUUUAUUUCCAAAUUCUCUCUUCACCUUGUCGCGCAUGCCUUGUCUCAAUUAUAUGUGGUUCAUUCUAAAUUACUCCUUAAAUCUCAUCUCUUCGUCAUUUGUCCAAAGCACAAAAUAUUACUCUGUUACAUCACUACAUCACUAAAAAAAAGACUUUGAAGAUGAAUUACACAAUCCAUACAUUAGGUGAAUAUUAUUACUACAUUUCGAAAAAAGACUUAAUCUUUAAUAUAAAUAUUUAUUAUAUGUAUAUAUAUAUAUAUUUAGGAAAAAAUAAUGGCACUAUUUUGUUUUCUUUUGUCAAAAUUUACGUUUUACACAUUGUCGUCUCAUCGACUUAAGUUCUCAUUUUUUUAUGCUUCUGUCUUACACCAUUUAGGAUAAUUGAACACCGAUAAGUUUGAAGAAAUCCACAAAGAGGAGCGAAAGGUUUUUAAAUUAAAGAAUUUCUUCUCACAGAAAGAUUCUUGACGAUUAAUUUUAGCAUUUUCUUCAUCAUCUGUCACUAUUUUGAAAUUGACAUUCUAUUAAUUAGAGAUAAAAUUUCCAUUCGUCUGUCUUCCUUUCAUCUUGAUCAUCUGAUAUGUAAAAUACAACAUUACAAGAUUUCUAGCAAAAAUUCACUACAUUUUUUUUUUCUUCCUUGGAGAUGCAUUUUAUAUUCAAUAAAUUGUCGAAAUGUUUAAUUUGUAUAAACAUCAACACGAAUAAAUAUAUUUAUAUAUCAGGAUAUUUUCGAAAAAGGGGCUCUCAGUUGCUUCACGUCAAUAUCUAUUCCUUAUUCCAAUGUCAGUUUCUUUUUAUUUUCUUCUUUAUUAGAUAAAUUUGAUUGGUGUUGAUUGAUUGAUGCUUUUUUUCUUUUACCUCUUCACAAUCUCAAUUUGUUCUCACUACAGAAACACACUACAUUAUCUCUAUUUCUUAAUACCACUAGAGAAAAAUGGAUUGAAAGUUUAGCACUGUGUCAUUUAUUACGUUUAGAAGUAAGUUUAUACGUGUUGAUCGCUGUGUAUUUAUGCACUUUUUGAUAAUUUCUUUGCAGUGUCUAUUCACUAUUACUAUUUUACCUCUCAUCUUCACUUAUUUUCUCCAUCUUGCUAUGAAAUAUUGUGUAAACAUAUUGUGACAUUAUCGAGCACUUCUAAUAUGCACUCCUUCUACAUUACUCUAUUAAAGUGUUUUAUUAACUUGUAAAUGUUUGUUGUUUCUUCUCUUCUUCUUUUUUUUUAGUAGGAUAUUGUAGUUGAGUUUCACACUUCCCAUUUCUCUCUAUUUAUCAUCUAUAGAAAAAAAGAAUUCAAAAUAUAAUUCUUCUCCACUGCAUAAAAUUUGAUGAAACCAGAGGGUUUUGCUUUCACUCUAAAUCAGUUUGCUGCUUAAGUUGUAAGACUUAACUAUUAUACACCACAUAUUCCGAAAAGUUCAACGCCAAAAUCAUGAAAUACUCCUCACUUGUCACUGUGUCUAAUUUUAUGAAUAUAUAAACCUGAGCAUAAGUCUAUUUUUAAAUAUUAUUCUUGUUUUUUAGCUUCACUUUAAGAUACACAUUAAUUUUAUAUAUCAUUUUUUCUUCCUUUAAUAGUUAUUACAAAGAUUUAUCAUCUUCUUCUCUUAUUGUAAUUUCUCACCGUGACUGUCUUGGUCACAGCAACGCCCUAUCGAUCAUCAUCCUAUUACCCUUUCAUAUUUCUGGUAUUUCUUCCGCUGUCACCCACUAAAUAAUUAAGGAAAUCACAAAUAAGCUUAUCUCUCAUCGACACAACGUCUUUCAUCAUUCGAAAAAUAAAAUUAUAAAGGACAAAAACUCUUGUGCAAAUAUAUUUGUUCAUCUCUGUAUUCAUCAUUAAAGGUAGCAGUUGUAAAAGUCAUUCAAAAAAUCAUAAGAAAAUUAAACAAAAAAUAAUACGAGUGAUUGAAAAUGGAAGUUUAAUUGUAUAGAUUAAAAACUUGUAAAUAGAACAAAAAUCAGCAAUCAUUUAGACUCUUUAAAAUCUUUGAGGAACUUUAAAUUGUUGAUAACAUGUUUUCUCGCAAUAUUAUUAAGUUUACAUACAUAUUGUUUUCUCUAUUCUCCCCUCCAGUUUCCUGUUAUUCCUGUCAUUCACUCACACAUAAUCUCUCCAUUCGCAUAUUUCUGUACCAGUUCUCCAUAAUUUUCUUCUUUUUUUUUACUUCAUUACAUAUUAGAAAAUGUGUAAGUGUAAAUUUGUAAAUCAUUGGGUUUCCUUUAUCAGAUUACUCUUGAUUUUUUUUUCUUCUCAUAAAUAGUAAAUAUAUUUUUCUACACAACUUCAUUCUUUUUUGAUGAAUUUUACUUGCUUUCUUGCAUUAUUUUUGCCUACAAAAUCUCAAUAUUAUUUUCAUUUUAUAUGUAAUUCUUUCACCACUUCCUCAAUCUUCCCCUUUCUCCCGCCUAAUAUUCAAAUUAUACAUUCACUGAAAAUUCUCGAAAAAGCGUUAUGUACCGUUACUUCAAUGUAUAUGUAUAAUAUAUAAAUAUAUAGUAAAAUACUCCUUAUUAUAAUGUUAUAAUAUGUAAAAUUUAAGGCAAAAAAUAUCAUCAAAUAUAUACUUUGGAUUGUUUUCAGCUAUACAUUACUUUUUUUCAUCUCAUCUUCUUUAUUUCAUCUCAUAUUUUUUUCUUCUUCCAUUUAUUUAAAUUCAAAUAUUGUGAAGUUUUCAAAAAUUAAUUAAUAAAAAUGCAUCCUUACCAAGUAACAUUAACAAGUAAUCAGGUUGUAAAAUAUCUCUACUUAUUUGUUAAUACAAAUAAUAAACAAAUAAAAAAAAUAACACACACGUUAAAAAAAAAUUCUGGUACAGCGUGUCAUGACAAUUUGAAUAUAUGUAUAUAUAUAUCUAUUGACGAAAAAGUAAACAUAAAAAGGAAUUUGAAUACGCGUUUCCCCUUUUAUACACACGAAGCAUUUAGAAAUCUACUAAUAAAAAAAAAACUCUAAUUUUUUAUACCUAAGAUUUGUGGUUGAAAUAAAGAGUACGUGUUAUUUCCUUUCUCCAAUUCGUUCUGUUACAGGUAAAAAAUUCUUUUUAAAUUUUCAUCACACAAAAAUCAUCACACCUUAUAAAUGUAAAAGAAUAAUUAUAGUUAAUAGUAAACAAGGGACCAUGAAAUAUGACAGGGAAAAUGUAUCAAAAUAAUAAUGAAAAGAUACCAGUAUCAAUAAAAAAUACACUACUACAAUCUAUUUAGACCGGUUCCGUUCACAAUGUAGCAUCUUUGAUUGCAUAAAAUUCUCAUCAUGACUCUAAAAAAUAUUACAUUUGAAAAAAAAUUUCACACGUCGUUUGUAUUUAUAUCCAUGAGUUAAUUAAAAAAAAAUCAAUAUAACAACUUCUUACAUAAUCAUUAAUAUUUAGAAACAUAAAUCAGUCGUAUUUGCUUAGUAAAAUCGUAUAUAUUUUAAAAAGUUACAAUGACAAAAAAUAACAAAUGAAAAAAACAUCGAAUUUUCCCUUUUUACAUGAACAUAAACUUCAUUCAAUAUAUAAUGUCUUCUCUUUUUCAUUGUGAAUGUUGGCAUUAGUCUACAGUUACUAAAGUGAGGUUCAAAAGGAGUACAUACAUAAAAGACACUAAAAGGUGCGUUAUUCGUAGCAUUACACAUAAUUCUGUCCAUUGUCUCAAUCUUCUUCUAUGUUUUUCUUUUGCUAAUGGAACCAGUCAUUUAUCUUCAGUUGCAUUUCAUCCUUAUUCUUAUCUCUGUUCCCUUCUUUUUUUUCAUUCAUUACAACAAGAAAACGCGAUUCAAUCGAGUUCAAUAAUAAUAAAUACCUUAUAAUGUACAUUAAAUGUAAUUGUUUCUAAAAAUUGACUCAUUUGUGUUUUUUUCUCUCUCAUUAUUUCCAUUUUUUUUCUUCUUCUUCUUCUUUAUUUCUUAGUGUAUUUUGGGGAAAAAAUAAGAAAAAUAGUUUCUAUCUUUUCCACUGAGGUUCUCUCUAAAAUUAUCUCUUUAUAAUUAAUAUGAAAAAAAAACUUGUAGAAGCGAUUAAAUUCUAAAGGAAAAAAAAAAUUUCUUCUUGUUAUUUGUGUAAGAAUAAAAAGGGGAAAAAUCUUCUUCUUCUUCUUCUUCUUUCUCUCUCUCAUCCUAAUAUUGUAUGUAUAUAUAUAUAUUAUAACGCAUUGAAGAUUGAAUAAAAAAAAAGUAAAA
This is a messenger RNA of Phlebotomus argentipes, 14038 nucleotides long. Its product is annotated as alpha-tocopherol transfer protein-like. Gene Ontology annotation, molecular function: phosphatidylinositol bisphosphate binding. Bases 920 to 1834 code for a protein of 304 amino acids. Lineage: Eukaryota; Metazoa; Arthropoda; Insecta; Diptera; Psychodidae. The record is from RefSeq and is a predicted model, not a curated record. The transcript is spliced from 6 exons. Gene Ontology annotation, cellular component: membrane.